AUGGUCCGCUGCAAACAGUUGCUCGCAUCGUUUCUUACCACGUCCCUCGCCGGUCGAGGCAUGGCCAACGCCAUGGAGCUGAAUGUCGGAGACCAAAACUCCGUCCGAAACGCCGCCAGAACGGUAGCCUACAACAUGAUGAGCUACUACCACGGCAACGAGAGCGGCCAGAUCCCGGGCAAACUGCAAGGCACCUGGUGGGAGGGCGGUGCCAUGUUCAUGACGCUCAUCCAGUACUGGCACUGGACCGGUGAUACCUCUUAUAAUGAAGUAACGACACAGGGGAUGCUCUGGCAGAGGGGGAAAGACGACUUCUUCCCGAAGAACGACAGCUCAUUCCUGGGAAACGACGACCAGGUCUUUUGGGGGUUGGCUGCUAUGACUGCGGCUGAGUUGAAUUUCCCAGAAGGGGAAGGUGAUCCAUCCUGGCUUUCGCUCGCACAGGGUGUCUUCAAUACACAGGUGCCCAGGUGGGAUACACAAACUUGUGGUGGAGGACUUCGCUGGCAGAUCUUCCCAUAUCAGGCUGGGUAUACUAUGAAGAACGCCAUCUCGAACGGAGGUUUGUUCCAGCUGGCUGCUCGACUAGGACGGUAUACCAAGAACGAGACGUACAUCCAGUGGGCAGAGAAGAUUUGGGACUGGAGCGCGACAACACCUCUCCUCAAUGUGGUAGACUGGACUAUUGCCGACUCGACAGGUUCUGGAGCCGACUGCAAAGACCAUGGCGACACUCAGUGGUCGUACAACUAUGGAACGUAUCUCAGCGGUGCCGCAUACAUGUACAACUUGACCAACGAACGCACGAAAUGGAAGACUGCCAUCGACAACUACCUUGCAACAACGUUCCGGACAUUCUUCCCCCAGGACUUCGGCGGCCAAAUCAUGUCCGAGGCCUCCUGCGAGCCGUGGAUGAUCUGCGACCGCAACCAAGACUGCUUCAAGGGCUUCCUCUCCUCAUGGCUGACCUUCAUGACAACAAUCGUGCCGUAUACCGCCCCCGAAAUCAUCCCUAAAAUCCAACAAUCCGCCAUAGCAGCUGCACGACAAUGCUCCGGUGGAGACUCCGGCACCCAGUGCGGACGACGCUGGCAUCAGAACGAAUGGGACGGUAGUGCAUCGCUGGAGGCUGACAUGAGCGCCCUGAGUGUCAUAUCCUCCUCCAUGGUCAGCUUUAGGGACGAGUCGCAUCCGUUGACACAUGCGACUGGUGGUACGAGCAAGAGCAAUCCGAAUGCCGGUGCCCGUGAGGACAUCCAGCCAAAGCAUAUCCGAGAUAUCACAUCGGGGGAUCGUGCUGGCGCAGUCUUUGCGACUCUGACUUUCAUCAGCUUGUGGUUUUGUUUGCUUACCUGGUGGUUCUCUUGA
Molecule: messenger RNA, 1368 nt
Organism: Aspergillus calidoustus
Lineage: Eukaryota; Fungi; Ascomycota; Eurotiomycetes; Eurotiales; Aspergillaceae
Source: the annotation of a GenBank genome assembly